CUUCCUUCCCUCCAACUCUUACAAGGAGUACUUUUUACUUGGAGUCACUGAUUUCUUUCUUCCUCUUCCACCAGGUCUCAGAGUCAUCAACAGGGCUUCCUAGGCGCAAAGGGCAGGGUUCCAUAACAUCAAAUGAUAAAAUUCCAAGUGGAGCCUCCACCAAGCAUCCAAGUACUGACGAGGCUAUAGAGUCUGCCAGUGGUUUUAGCACAGAUAAGACCUUCUCGGGAACCAGUGGCAUAGGAUACUCCUCUGAAGGGGUUACUGGCAGGGAACGAAGCAAAGGUGCGUCUGCUACUGGGUUUCCUGGUAGAGAACAGCGCUCAAGGGCCCGUGAAGAAGCUGGCCUAACCAAACCCCAUCCCCAGUUGAGAGCAGAGUCAGAUCGUCGCCGGGCUAGAGAGCAGCACGGCUUAGCACAUCUACGCAGAGAUGAACGAGAUGCACACCUUGGCCCAGUUUAUCAGGACGUAUCCUCCGCCACCUUGCCUAGAGAUCGGCAUGGUCAUGUGUCCCCAGAUCAGCAUGGGGGAGUGCACAUUAGCCAGGGUCAAAUCUAUGCAUGGCCAGAUCAACAUGGAUUAGGACCACUUGGCAUGGAUCAGCCUGCAUUGCUACAACCUAGCACUUAUGUACAUGGUGUGGUACCCCUCACUGUGGGUCAGCUUGGAGUGAUGCCACCUGGCAUGGAUGAGCAGGAAUUGGUACUAGCUGGCAUGGCUCAGAGUGAUGCAGUGCCACCAUUGGUAUCUGGCAGAGAUCAGCAAGGAUUGGAACUACCUAGUACAGACCAGCCUGGUAUGGUUCCACUUAGCGCACAUCAGCAUGAUGUGAUACUUCCUGGCAUAGACCAACAUGGUAUAAAACAGGCUGGCAUGGACGAGAGUGGUAUGGAACCGCUUGGCACUGAUCAGCAUGGAUUGGUACCUCUUGGUGGAGAUCAGCAUGGAUUUGUAAUAUUUCGCACGGAUCCGCAGGGCUUGCUGUCACCUGGGUUGAUGCAAGUUGCUGCAGAUCAGCAAGGUUUUGUACAGCCCGGUUUGGGGAUAUCUGGCUUCAUACAACCUGGCACAGAGCAGCAUGAUAUAAUCCAGCCCAGUGCAGGUCAGCCUGCUUUGGUCCAACCCAGUAUAGGUCAGCCUGGUUUGGUGCAGCCUGGUGCAGGUCAGCCUGGUGCAGGUCAGCCUGUUUUGGUGCAGCCUGGCGCUGCAGGUCAGCCUGAUUUGGUGCAACCUGGUGCUGCAGGUCAGCCUGGUUUGGUGCAGCCUGGUUUGGUGCAACCUGGUGCUGCAGGUCAGCCUGGUUUGGUGCAGCCUGGUGCAGGUCAGCCUGGUUUGGUGCAGCCUGAUGCUGCAGGUCAGCCUGGUUUGGUGCAACCUGGUGCUGCAGGUCAGCCUGGUUUGGUGCAGCCUGGUUUGGUGCAGCCUGGUUUGGUGCAACCUGGUGCUGCAGGUCAGCCUGGUUUGGUGCAGCCUGGUGCUGGUCAGCCUGCCUCGGUCCAACCCGGUGCAGGUCACCCUGGUUUGGUCCAGCCUGGAAUGUAUCAGCGAGGUUUGGUCCCGUCUGGUGCACGUCACCCUGGUUUCGUGCAGCCUGGAAUGUAUCAGCGAGGUUUUGUGCAACCUGGAAUGUAUCAGCGAGGUUUCGUGCAGCCCGGUGCAGGUCAGCCUGGCUUGGUGCAGCCUGGUGCAGGUCCACAUGGCUUUUUUCAACCUGGUGUAUCUACGCCUGGCUUGAUUCCACCUGGUACAUAUCCACCUGGUCUGGUACAGCCUGGUGCCUAUCCACGUGGUUUCAUGCAGCCUCGUGCCGAUCAGCGUGGUUUGGUUCAACCUGUAAUAGAUCAGCAUUGGUUGAGGCAAUCUGGUACAGAUCGAGGCUUGAUACCACCAGGCCCAGAGCUUCAUGGCUUUCCAACAUACCAUGCAGACCCUCGAAGUUUUAUAUCACCACGCCCAUACCAGCAUGGUGUGGCACCUCCUGGCAGAGAUCAAUAUGGUCGGGGGUCACCACUCGUAGCCAGUCAAGGUUUGGCAUCACCAGGUAUAGACCGAGAAGGUUUAGUACCACGAGAGACUUAUCAACAAGGUUUGAUGCGUCCUGGCCCAGACCAGCAUGGCCCAAAACCAUUACGCACGAAUGUGGGAUCUGCACGCCAGGAUCAACAGCAUUUGGAAACACCAGAGCAGCAUGACCGGGCACAUUCUGUCCCAGACUCCCAUGGCCCAGGGUACCAAGAUGUAGAUCAGUAUGUCGAGGUAGGUUUGGAUCCAAAUGAAAUACGUGACUCAAUCCGACCUGGAGUUUCUGUUCAGACUUCACCAAGCCAAGACGCCCCCUUUCUCAGGAACACACACUCCCUUGGCUGUUUACACCGAGGCUCAUCAGAAAGGAGUGAUGUUCAGGGUGAGAAACGUGAUUCACUGGAUAAAUUGGCUCCUAGCUUCCCCACGGCAGUGGAAACAUUUCAUCUGAUGGGAGAGCUUAUCGGCCUCUACGUGGAGCUUAAGGAGAACAUAAAGGAUCUGGAGGAUGAACAAGCUGGCCAAACAGACUUGGAGAAGAUCCAGUACCUGCUGGCACUGAUGGUCAAGAAGUCCAUACCCACUGACCUGCAGGAACAGCUGAAGACCUUAAAGGCCUUGACCAAAGAAGUUCAGCAGGAAAAAGCAAAACUGGAGAAGAUGAACAGGAUCCUGGAGGGUGAGGGGGAGCAAGAAACAGGAAAGGAGGUGAAAGCUGGCCAGCUGAGCCUGCAGCUGGGAAUCCUCAGAGUCACCGUGGCUGACAUCGAGAAGGAGCUGGCGGAGCUGAGGGAGAGUCAGGAACGGGGCAAGGUCAGCAUGGAACGUUCGGUCUCCGAAGCCUCCCUUUACCUGCAGGAUCAGUUAGACAAGCUCAGGACGAUCAUCGAGAACAUGCUGGCCUCGUCCUCCACGCUGCUGUCCAUGAGCAUGAGCGUGGCCCCGCACAAGCUCCUGACCACCCUGGCACCCGGCCAGAUCGACCCAGCGGCCACCUGCCCAGCCUGCAGCCUGGACCUGAGUCACCAGGUCAGCACGCUGGUGCAGCGCUAUGAGCAGCUCCAGGACAUGGUCAGCAACCUGGCUGCCUCCCGGCCCUCCAGGAAGGCCAAGCUGCAGAGCCAGGAUGAAGAGCUGCUGGGCCGCGUCCAGAGCGCCAUCCUGCAGGUACAGGGCGACUGUGAGAAGCUCAGCAUCACCACCGGCAGCCUCAUCGAGGACCAUCGGCGGAAGCAGAAGGACAUCGAAGUGUUGUACCAGGGUCUGGAGAAGCUGGAGAAGGAAAAGGCCAACAGGGAACACCUGGAGAUGGAGAUCAACGUGAAAGCCGACAAGAGUGCCCUGGCGGCCAAAGUGAGCCGUGUCCAGUUUGACGCCACCACGGAGCAGCUGAACCGCAUGAUGCGGGAGCUGGUGGCCAAGAUGAGCGGGCAGGAGCAGGACUGGCAAGAGAUGCUGGACAAGCUCCUGGCGGAGAUGGACGGCAAGCUGGACCGCCUGGAGCUGGAUCCAGUGAAGCAGUCACUGGAGGAUCGCUGGAAAUCCUUGCGACUGCAGCUCAAAGAGCGUUCUCCGCUCUACCAGGCGGACGAGGCAGCCGCCAUGCGGAGGCAGCUCCUGGCACAUUUCCACUGCCUCUCAUGUGACCGUCCCCUGGAGACGCCUGUGACUGGAGAAGUCAUCCCCCUGACUCCUGUGGGCCCAGGCCUGCCCGGGCACCAGUCCACCCGCCCCUACACGGUCUUUGAACUGGAGCAGGUCCGGCAGCAGAGCCGCAACCUGAAGCUGGGCAGCGCUGCCUUCCCCCGGGGCAACCUGGGGCAGACGGAGCGGAGCGUGGGGCGCCUGCGCAGCAUGCACUCCAAGAUGCUGAUGGACAUUGAGAAGGUGCAGAUCCACUUCGGGGGCUCGGUCAAGGCCAGCAGCCAGAUGAUCCGCGAGCUGCUGCACUCCCAGUGCCUCAGCUGCCCCUGCUACAGACGGCUGCCCGACGCGGCCGAUCACACCUACCCGAGGGCGGCCCGGCGCUGCGGGGGCAGCCACACCCUCACCUGCCCCUCCCGCCGCAGCCGCCUGCAGCACCUGGCACAGGGCCUGUACCCCACCGAGGAGAUCCAGAUCGCCAGGAAGCACGACGAGGUGGAUAUCCUGGGCCUGGACGGACAUAUUUACAAGGGACGGAUGGAUACAAGGCUGCCGGACAUCCUGAACAAAGACAAUUCGGGGAUAAAGCACAAGGCCAAGCAGUCCCAGCCCCACGUGCACCGGCAGCGGUCGCUCAGCGACAGCACUCAGCUGCCCUCACGGCCCCAGAGCGCUCAGAUGCUGGCUGGCAACAACUCAGGUCCUUCUCUUCAACGGAAAGACAGACCCAUCUCCACCGAGGGGCGCCUCUCCCAGCCGAAUACAGCUCACCUGCCCAGUGAGAUGGCAGACCUGCCGGCGGGGCUGGAGAUGCACAUGGACGUGCCUCCUGGGGAGGGGCUCGAGGAGCCGCCCGGGGGCCGCGGUCCGCCACUUCUCACUGAGCAGAGCUAUAAAUAAAUGCUGAGGAAGAA
This is a messenger RNA of Balaenoptera acutorostrata (minke whale), 4582 nucleotides long. It is a transcript of the gene QRICH2, whose product is annotated as glutamine rich 2. The coding region runs from base 597 to 4568 and encodes 1323 amino acids. The record is from RefSeq and is a predicted model, not a curated record. The transcript is spliced from 16 exons. NCBI's taxonomy places the organism in Eukaryota, Metazoa, Chordata, Mammalia, Artiodactyla, Balaenopteridae.